This is a messenger RNA of Arabidopsis lyrata subsp. lyrata, 2126 nucleotides long. RefSeq names its product MLO-like protein 14. Bases 418 to 2085 code for a protein of 555 amino acids. Gene Ontology annotation, cellular component: membrane. Gene Ontology annotation, biological process: defense response. The transcript is spliced from 16 exons. The record is from RefSeq and is a predicted model, not a curated record. Lineage: Eukaryota; Viridiplantae; Streptophyta; Magnoliopsida; Brassicales; Brassicaceae.
ACAUAUAUGCAUGUAUAUAUCGUUAUUAACUUACGACUAUAAUGUUAAAGAAAAAAAAAUGUUUUAUAAAAAUGGAAGAAAAAUUCUGAUAAUUGCAUUAGAGAGAGACACUUGAGCCAACAUUUGCAUUAAAAAGACUUCCCUUCUCUCUAUGCAAACAAGACGGCUCAGCUCGCUUGCUCCUCUCUUCCCGUAUAUGAUAGAGGGAGUUUUUCUUGGAAGAUGCAAAGGACUUAAUUAGCUCUGGUGAUAGGCACUGAGAUAAAGUCAACGGUGUGUCAUUAGCUUGUAAAAUUUUGGCAUGAGAAGAGUUUUAAAGUUUCUCGAUACGACCUUGAACCUCGGAGCUAAUUUGGUUUCUUGCACGCGAAGAAAGAAACAUCUGAAAGAUUGUUCGUAAAGAAUUCGGUUGCAGAAAUGAGAGAAGAAACAGAACCAAGCGAAAGAACGUUGGGGUUAACACCAACUUGGUCCGUUGCUACAGUGUUGACUGUCUUUGUAUUUGUUUCUUUGAUCGUUGAACGUUCCAUUCAUCGGCUUAGUAACUGGUUGCAAGAGACGAAGAGAAAACCUUUGUUUGCUGCAUUGGAGAAAAUGAAAGAAGAGCUGAUGCUGCUCGGGUUCAUAUCGCUUCUUCUUACAGCAACCUCUAGCACAAUAGCUAACAUAUGCGUCUCUUCAAGUUUCCACAAUGAUAGAUUUGUUCCAUGUACCCGCUCCGAGAUUAAUGAUCAGGAACUUGAAAGUACUAUUUCAUCUGUCAAGCGGACUCGGUUAACGAGAUCUCUCUUCUUCCACAUUAUGAGGAGAAGAUUGAGUGGCAUAGGCGAGAAUACGUGCAGCGAGGGACAUGAGCCAUUUCUUUCAUAUGAAGGCAUGGAACAAUUGCAUCGCUUCAUUUUUAUAAUGGCAGUCACGCAUGUAACUUACAGCUGCUUGACAAUGCUUCUUGCAAUAGUGAAGAUUCAUAGAUGGAGGAUAUGGGAAGAUGAGGUUCAUAUGGAUCGAAAUGAUUGCUUAACUGUGGUCGCACGUGAAAAGAUAUUCCGAAGGCAAACAACAUUUGUCCAGUAUCAUACAUCUGUUCCUCUGGUUAAGAAUAGAUUACUCAUAUGGGUGAUAUGUUUCUUCAGACAGUUUGGACAUUCUGUUGUUCGUUCUGACUAUCUUACACUCCGCAAGGGAUUCAUCAUGAACCAUCACUUAACAUUGACAUACGAUUUUCAUAGUUAUAUGAUCCGCUCUAUGGAAGAAGAAUUCCAAAAGAUUGUUGGCGUCAGUGGGCCACUUUGGGGUUUUGUAGUUGGUUUCAUGCUUUUCAACAUAAAAGGAUCAAAUCUUUAUUUCUGGUUAGCGAUCAUUCCAAUCACUCUUGUUCUUUUGGUUGGUGCAAAGUUGCAACAUGUCAUCGCAACUUUAGCAUUGGAGAACGCUGGGAUAACAGAAUAUGCUUCUGGUAUAAAGUUGAGACCUCGUGAUGAACUUUUUUGGUUCAAGAAACCAGAAUUACUAUUAUCUCUUAUCCACUUCAUUCAGUUUCAGAAUGCUUUUGAACUGGCUUCCUUCUUCUGGUUUUGGUGGCAAUUUGGAUACAAUUCUUGCUUCCUAAGGAAUUAUUUACUUGUCUACUUGCGACUUAUUCUAGGGUUUUCUGGACAAUUUUUAUGUAGCUACAGCACACUACCACUCUAUGCACUUGUCACUCAGAUGGGAACAAACUACAAGGCAGCAUUGUUACCUCAAAGGGUAAGAGAGACAAUAAAUGGUUGGGGAAAAGCAACCAGAAGGAAAAGAAGACAUGGGUUAUACGGUGAUGAUUCAACUAUUCGAACAGAAACAAGCACAAUUGCAUCUGUUGAUGAAUACAAUGACCAGGUUCUUGAUGUUUCCGAAACAUCUCCAGUUCAAGGUAACGAGCUUGAGCUGCAGCUUAUUCGCGGAUCUUGUGAAAAUUCUAGCAGUGUUGAAACACCGAUCUUGCGACCUUGUGCUUCAAUAUCUUCAACAACUUUCUCAAGGCUACAGACAGAAACAACAGAAUCACUCUCAAGGUCAUCCUCAUUGCCAAUGAGAAGAGAAUGUUAAGAUAGAAAUAUGUUUAGUUGUUCGAUUUUCAAUCUUUCUUU